UUUAUCUUCAAGUUUAUCUUCUUGUAACUAUUGGUUUUGGAAACUAGUAGAUUUUAAAAUAUGUAAUUUUACAAUUCAUUUAAUUUGAUUGAGCUGAUGGAUAUACUGCAAAACAAACCCCAGACUUGUAUUACCCUAAUGGGUGUUAUUUUGCUAUAGUGACUGUAUUAUUCCCUUUAUUAUACUGCUAUUCCCCAAAAUAAAUAAAUACAUGGUAAUAAAAUGGUGAUUUAUGUUUUAAGUAUGUUGCUAUUCCCUGCGUUUUUUUUGUAGAGACAAAGCCAGAGGGCAAAAGCACAGUUAUGUAAGAAAUAUGAUUUUGAUAAACACUGCUAUACAGCUUUGCCACAAACAAACUACCACUAAAUGUCUUGACUUUUUUUAGGGUUUGUUUUUGUUUUGUUUUACUUUGUUUGAGUUAAAUCUAAAGAGAAAUGUUAAUUAUUUUUAUGUCGCAUGAGCUGCUAGAAUGUAGUGUAAACUUAAAAAAAAAAAAACUAAGAAAGAGAUUAAGAUAAAGAUUAAUAAGGAGGAGAUGGAGUUAAUCUAGUUGAGAAAAACAGCAGAAGGCUCGGCGAGCGGUCAGGUUGAACAAACGGCAUAUCUUUUCCCCGCCUUUAACUUCGGCUUUGAGUGAAACUAACCAAUCCGUGCGCACGGACCGCUUGAUUGACAGAUGCAAUGUCCGUAUUAGAGAUCGUAUUCGUGCGGCGCACGGAUUUGCACAGAUUGAAGGCAGAGGUGUCCUGCUUGCUAUGAGUGUGAGCUGUGGUGGUGCAUUUGUCAGUCUGCCCGAGAAACGUAUAGCAACUGGUGUCCAAAAAGCAGUUCUCCCUCACACAAAACACUGUCUGCACGCACGCAACGCUGCUCGAGUAGUUCUGGCGCGAAAGCGUCAGUUUAAUGUUUCCUCUGUGGCGCGGACUCUCUGUCUCCUGUCAAAACGCGGACUUAACGCGCUUUAAAUGUAACUACACCUUCAAAAACACGCCUUGAAUCCUUUCCCGCUAAUAUGCAGUACAUGUCGCUGUUUGCAUCGGAAUAAAAGAGCUCCGCUGUGUUUCUAGUCUAAUGUAGUCGGGUUUGUUAUGUAGGUCAGGCCAGGCUUAAGCAGCUUUACUGAACCUGCGUCAGCUUAAGCUAAAAGGAAUUCCAGCAAAGCCCUCCCCGGGUAGGCGUGGGCCUAAUCGAGGCUGGCCUAGUUAAGCCUGAUUCUUUUUCUUACGUCUGUGUGCUUGAGAGCCAGUUUGUGCAUGUGUGUGUUGUUUAACCGAGACAAGCAGUGCGGCAGCCUGCUCACACAAGUGAGUAGAGAAAGACAGACACACAGAACAGGGAAAAGAAGAGGAGAUCAAACCUAUAGCACUGAGACCAGCCUAAAGGCAGGAUGUCUACCAUAUUCAUGUCAAACAGCAUGGUCGGCAAGGCCCGCUCUUCCAACUUCACCCUGUCUGAGAAACUGGAUCUUCUGCGGCUGGUCCAGCCUCACAUACGCAUUCUGGAAGAGCACACCAACAAGCACGCCGUGAUCGUGGAUAAGAACCGGUGCUGGGACAACAUAGCAGAGCGCUAUAAUAGUUUCGGAGGCGAGAGGCCCCCCAGAACGGCUCAGGGCCUUCGGACCCUCUAUAAGCGACUUAAAGAAAGUGCCAAGCAGGAAGUUCUUCAGCGGAGUCAUGCCCAACCCGAGUACCGGGGCAGCAUCUCUGAGCCAACCAAGCGCAUCAUGGAAAUGAUACCUCAACUGUUUCACGUGGGGGACAAAGAGACGAACGCACUCCACAGGCUUCAGUACAAGAGGAAUUCUCCAGUCGAGCAGCCAGGCAGCAGUUUGUCCCUCCCAGCCUUGUCUGACUAUGCGUCUGUCGCGGCUGUGAGGGUGGAGACUGAGGAUGUGAAACCUCCUCCUGAUAUCCACCUGAUCACAUCCCACAGCUCACCUGUCACCAUCGCCACCCCGAGCAGUCAGGCCCACCACGGACAGAACGAGAGGGACAAUGAAGCAGUGGAAGAGGAGGAAGAUGAGGAGGAGGAAUUGGCCUCCCACGUGUAUGCGGCCUCUCUGUCUCCGUGCCCCUCUUCUGUACACCUGCCACCCUCGCCGUCGGCCCCCGGCCCUAGGAGGAGCGCAUAUCAGAGGGGGAGGGCGAUGUUCAAGAAUCCAGUCUUUGAGGCAGAAGCCCUACAGAUGAUGCGAGAGGAGCAUGAGCUGCUUUUGGCCAAUCACAGAAAGCUUGGACUGUAUCUAGAGGAAAAGAGGGAGGGACUUAAGAGAAAGCAACAACUGGAGGAGGAGCUACUCCGGUCAAGGGUCAAAGUGGAGAAGCUGAGGGCGGCCAGGCUACGCCAAGGAUUGCCGUUGAUGUGACAUGUAUGCAAGUCUGUCACAAAGGGAACUCUGUAAUGUGAAGUUAAAAUGAACAGGCUUGUUUGUACAGUUACUUCUUGUUUUUGUAUUCAACUGACAUUCGUACAAGGAUUGUUCCUGAUGUUUGUAGCAGAAAUUAACGUUUUUUUAAAUGUGUGAAUGCCUGGUUAAAGAAGAAAAUAACAUUUUAUUUUCUAUGUAUUCACUAAUAAAUUCAUAACUGCUUCGAACUCUGCCUUUGAGCCUGUCCUUUUAUUCCUUUUUAUUAGACAGGGACUGUUACAUAGCAACAGCAUUGAACGAGAACCUUCUCAGUCAAGAUGCUUAUGUGGACUUUAUUUGGGUGAUUAUUUGCAGUAUAUAAUUUGCAGUAUAUUGCAGCAUAAACUGCCCUGUUAUUUUUUAGAUUUUUAGGCCAUCACUGUGUUUUGUAUCAACGCUGAUCUUUUGUU
Puntigrus tetrazona (Sumatra barb) is the source of this 2820-nucleotide messenger RNA. RefSeq names its product fibrinogen silencer-binding protein (gene fsbp). The transcript is spliced from 2 exons. The record is from RefSeq and is a predicted model, not a curated record. Bases 1388 to 2368 code for a protein of 326 amino acids. NCBI's taxonomy places the organism in Eukaryota, Metazoa, Chordata, Actinopteri, Cypriniformes, Cyprinidae.